This is a messenger RNA of Cynara cardunculus var. scolymus (artichoke), 857 nucleotides long. RefSeq names its product trafficking protein particle complex subunit 6B-like. The transcript has 4 exons. The record is from RefSeq and is a predicted model, not a curated record. Gene Ontology annotation, cellular component: TRAPP complex; cis-Golgi network; trans-Golgi network. The coding region runs from base 89 to 604 and encodes 171 amino acids. NCBI's taxonomy places the organism in Eukaryota, Viridiplantae, Streptophyta, Magnoliopsida, Asterales, Asteraceae. Gene Ontology annotation, biological process: regulation of GTPase activity; endoplasmic reticulum to Golgi vesicle-mediated transport.
ACAAAUAUGAACGAAUGCAGCCGAAGAUCAUCAAAUCGCCGGAGAAACGAGAAAUCGAUCGUCUCCGCCGGAUACCGUAGUUACAGCAAUGGCAAGAGAAGUAUCGGAGAGCUGUUUGGACAGUUUGCUUACUGAGAUAGUAUCCUCGUAUUGCAAUGUACUCUACGCUACUAAACCGGAGCUUGCUGCUCGGAGGAUCGAAGCCAUCGGCUACCACGUCGGCCACCAACUCUCCGAAAGGUACACCAUGGAGCGGCCACGGUUUAAUGAUCACCUGGAGGCAAUCAAAUUCAUCUGUAAAGAUUUCUGGUCUGAGCUCUUCAAGAAGCAAAUAGACAAUUUAAAGACUAAUCAUAGAGGUACAUUCGUUUUGCAAGAUGAUAAAUUUGCAUGGCUUUCACGCAUGUCGGUUGAUCCAUCAACAGAGAUUUCAGGUUCAGCUAAAGACCCUGAAAACAAAGCAGCAGAAUCGACUAGCAUGCAUCUCUACUUCCCUUGUGGAAUUAUAAGGGGAGCUCUUUCAAACUUGGGUAUUCCUUGUGCUGUUUCUGCAGAUAUAUCAAAUCUUCCUGCUUGUUCAUUUGUGAUCCGGAUAAAGGUGUAGCAAACAUCAAGGUUACCAGGGCUGCAACCCCGACCUCUAUUUUCAGUUUCCUCUACUACAAUGAUGUAAGUAACCAAGUGUGUAGCUGUUGUUUUUGUAGCUGUUUACAAUUGAAUACAAGUUUAAAAAAACGAGUGUUAAAAUACUGUAACCGUGACAUGAAGACAACAGUUUGGCGUUUGUUUUUUUAGUUGCGAACUGCUCGCGAGAGAGAUCGACUUGCAUCAAUGAAGUUCCACUCUUUUUUUUAUCA